Melitaea cinxia (Glanville fritillary) is the source of this 1770-nucleotide messenger RNA. RefSeq lists its product as uncharacterized. The record is from RefSeq and is a predicted model, not a curated record. The transcript is spliced from 2 exons. Bases 1 to 1770 code for a protein of 589 amino acids. NCBI's taxonomy places the organism in Eukaryota, Metazoa, Arthropoda, Insecta, Lepidoptera, Nymphalidae. Gene Ontology annotation, molecular function: catalytic activity.
AUGAUUCACAACAAUGACGACCCAUCUGACACAUUUUAUUCUAUUUCGUCUUCUAAUGAAACAUGUAGCGAUGACAGUUUUCUCAGUCUACCCUCACUCAGUGAUGACUUAGAUGCACAUUUUUGUGACACUUCAAAACAUUUUAACCUGAUUCACAUUUAUGCCCAGAGUAUACCCGCAAAUUUUCCUGACAUGUUGGCCUCCUUUCAAAAUAAAAACUCGCAUGCUAUUUUAGUCUCAGAGUCCUGGCUGAAACCAUGCCUCCCUUCAACAUCAUUCUGCUUACCAGGUUUUCACUUGAUUCGGAAUGACCGUUUGAGUCGACCUGGCGGAGGUGUUGCUAUUUAUUUACGAUCUCAUAUUCCUUUUACUGUUAUUGAUUUUUCGCAACAACAUAAUAGUCCUGGAGCAGAAUACCUUUUUAUCGAAGUCCUAUUCUCCAAUACUAAGCUUCUUCUCGGUGUUUUUUAUAAUCCUAGCCUCACCAUUGACUAUUUUAUGUCUUUUGAAGAUCUUCUUGAAAAGUUUUCUCCUUUGUUCUCACACACAAUUAUUAUGGGUGACUUUAAUACUUGCCUUCUUAAAAAUGACUCUCGAACUUUACGCUUCACAUCUAUUGUACAGGCAGCUAAUUUACAUAUAUUGCCACUAUCUGCGACUCACGCAUUUCCUAACUGCUUGCCGUCUCUUCUCGACUUAAUUCUUGUCUCUUCUAUUUCUCAUGUCGAAAAAUUUGGUCAAUGUGUUGCUACUGCCUUUUCGUACCAUGACCUUCUUUUUUUAUCUUAUAAAUUAAGACCUCCUAAAGCCAAACGUAAAAUUCUUAUGAGGCGCAAUUUCAGUGGAAUUCACUUUGAAAGUUUAGCCGUGGAUGUUUCAAAUAUUGACUGGUCCGGAGUGCUUGAUGCUUCGUCAAUUGAUGAGAAGCUAAACCGUUUUAACUCCCUAAUAACUCAACUUUAUGACAAGCAUGUCCCUAUUCGUCCAGUGCGAUUAAAACAUCUACCGGCUCCAUGGUUGACUGACGAAGUUAAGCGCCUACAGAAGAAAAGGAAUAUAGCUAAAGCUAAAUAUAGACUCGAUCCCAAUGAAACAAAUCGUGAGAAGUACAGGAAAGCUCGGAAUCGCUAUAACAGGGUGUGUAGGGAUGAACAUCGACGCCAUAUCUAUAAGUCUGUUAUUGAGGAAAAUGACCCUGCCCGAGUUUGGAAUUUCCUCAAAUCACUGGGAGUUGGGAAGCAGCAACGUGACAUUAAUUCCCAAAACUUUAAUUUAAAUUUACUUAAUCAGCAUUUCUCAUCUUCUGUUACAUUUGAUAACAUAUCAAAAUUAAAUACAAUUUCUCAAAUUUCAGCUUCUACAACUCGUGAUACUCCCUUUUUUCAAUUUAGUCAAUUCACGAAUAGUGAUGUUAAGAAGAAUAUUUUAGCGGUACCAUCUAACAGUGUUGGCUCUGAUUGCAUUAGUCGUCAAAUGUCAGGAUUCCGCUCAGGCCACAGUACGACUACUGCAUUAGUUAAAAUCACUGAUGAUAUUCGCAUGGCAAAAGAUAACCGAAAGCUCACUGUUUUGACAUUACUUGAUUUUAGUAAUGCCUUCAAUAGUGUGGACUUCGACAUUUUGCUUACCAUACUGAAUUCUCUUAACAUAUCUCCUAUAGCGAUUGACUGGUUUCACUCUUACUUGCAUGGGCGCCGGCAACGUAUGCGACUUAACAACACUUUUUCUGACUGGGCUAAGAUCAAUGCCAGUGGUAGCAAGGUGGCGUGA